CCCUGCUGCCGAGCGCACGCAUCCUUCCCGCCUUAGCCCAACCGCAGCGUCAGCAGCACUAUUUUGGGCUUGCACAGCCUGCAACUCACUUUGUGGCGCGGCACCUGGCUUCUCCAACAUCCGGAUGGCGUCUAGAGUAGAUAUGGGCAGGUUUGCUCAUGUGUGCCGAAAGCGAAAGCAACAAGCUUUUGGCCGUCUCAUGCUCUGACCUGCAGACUUGAGAAGGGCGUUUAUCUACUCGUCACUCACUGCCAUACUGUCUCACUCACUCGUCCUCACCACUCAGCUCAUGUGCUCAUCCCUGCCGCGCCCGUACUCGUCCUGACGCAACGAGAUCAGUCGACGGUGUUGGUGUGCUCUUGUGAGGGAGGAUUGGUUGACGCCUGCCGCUAAGCCUCAUCCCGUUGGUUGUCGGCGGCGCAGACGUUGGGUGCACGUCCAACUCUCAAAAAGAAAGAAAACGGGGCGGCAAAUAGUUUUCUCGACUUGUCGUGGUUGAGUCUCGUCGACAGCACACACACUUGCGACCAAGGCCGCCAUGUCUAAGAGAUCAGUCUUCACCACAAUAAGCCCGCUGCCGGCGGACAUACCGCGCGAGACGGUCAUCAGCUUCCUACACAACCACCUGGAGAUGAUCGACCUGAACCCGCUGGUCAAGGAGAGGCACCCCAUCAAGCCGCCGCCCGGCAGCCCCGAGGACGAGCUCGGGUGCGUGUGGUACUCGCUGACGGACCGCAUCACGUACCUCCCGGGCGGGCUCGCCAGCGGCGACAUCUCGUACACGUGCGCCUUCCACGACCUGCCCGACGGCAUCCAGACGCACUGCCGCGCCCCGCUCAACGUCGACAUCAGGGAGAAGUGGACGCUGGGCGGCACGCUGCCGGGCGAGCCGGCCGGGCCCGUCGAGCUGGGCAUCGGCGCCCCCGCCACGGGCCUGUACAUCCGCGAGGACGUCGACCUCCGCUGCAACAUCCUCAUGACCGGCUUCGUCAAGAAGAACCUCAAGAAGUCCCACGCCACCCUCGUCGACCACCUCGUCGAGAAGGCGAGGCACGCAGCGGGAGCAUCCUCUGCAGACAGGGACAGCAUCCGCACCGCCCAGUCGCCCCUGAGCGCCGCCGACGAGAAGCCAGCCCUGUUCCCACCCUUGUCGUCGUCGUCGCCGUCACAGGCGUCGCAGGACCAGCAGCCUGCCCACCCCAACACGAGGAGAAGCCCGCCCCCGCAGCUCGGGAGCCCGUUCGUCCAGGGAUACCAGCCGGGGCUCCCGCCGUCCAUGCGAUAUCCCAGCCCAAACACGGGCGAGCAGCAGCGUCACAACGCACCACCGCCCAUGGCACAUUACAGAUCGCACUCGCAGUCCACCAUCUCACCCAACCGGCUCGACCACCACCACCAGCAACAACACCACUACCACCACCAAGCAGCCUGGGGCCACCCGGCAGCCCACCCGCUGCCCCCGUCCAUGAGGCCCCCCCAGCCGCCGCACCGCUACUCCCAGCCCGCCCCGCCGCCGGCCCAUCACCACGACAGCGCGCUCUACCCCCAACCCCUCCGCGUCCGCAACACAUCCGUGGGCUCUGCCUCCGCCCACGUGACACAGCCCCUGCCCGGCCCCACGACGACCAGCAGCAGCGGCGCCCGCACCUCGUCGUACCGCAGCUCAGGCUCCUUCUCCUCGUCGUCCGUGUCCACGCCCACGGCGGCUACCAGCACCAGCGGCGGCGACGACCACCCGGAGUACCCGUCCCUGAACCCGUACUCGGGCGUCGACGGCGACGACGAGGCAGCGCCGCCGCCGCCGCGCGCCCCGCUGGUCUUUGCCGAGCUCGCCGGGUCCGAGGGGGUCGGGAGGGCGCGGGAGGGCGGCGGCGACGUGCACCGCUCCCACCCCACGGUGCUGAGGCCCGGCGGCCGCUCUGGAAUGGGGGCGCGGCUGGGGUCGCCCUUCACCGCGGAGCUGGAAUGAGCGGCUCUGUCUGCUGCCUGGCCGUUUGCGGUCUUGUUCGACAUCGGGCUCCCCGGCGCUAGUGGCGGGCGAUGAUUGUCUGGCUGUCUGGCUGGCUGGCUGCGUGCCAGGGGAGGAGGGGAUAGGGGAUCGGCGUGUCGGAUCCGCGACGCCCAACGCGCUCUCUCGUCAUCCGAAUGCGGCCGGCCUGUGUACCCCGGGGGGGUUCUUGUCUCGGGCUCAUAUCACGUUGCCUCGGUGAUGGGACGUCCUCUGGCAUGUGGCCUUUAUCUUUAGUUUAGGCGUUUCCUAGUUUUGUCUGGUGCCGCUUGCGGCGUUUUUUAUUUUCUUUUCGUGUUCCUCUUGGAGUUCCGGUGUGUUGCUAUCGUUUAGGAUACCCCGUCUCAAUACAUACCUUUUCCGCUUGCUUUCACCGUGCAUAGUGUCUGUCACAGAAUGUUCAAAGUAGGGGCCAUUCGAAAUGAAGUGGUGACAUUGGUCGGUUAUCUAUCCUGCUUUCCAGAACACAAAUAUACUUAUGGAACAGGAGACGAGGAGCAGUCACACACAGGUCAUAGACAUAAUAAAAAUAAUGAUGUUUGUUCAUGCUUCAUUUGUUACCACUCACGCGUCCAGUCUAGUCCCCCUUCACCCCCGAUCGCAUGUUUUCAUCUUUUCAUCCCGAAAGCCAUAUUAACGUCGACUUCGUGAGUAGCAGGCAUGGAAAGAACAGCAACAAGUAAGCCAGCAGAGCAAGGAGAGAGAGGCCCUAUGCCUCCCUCCUCAGCGACCAACCAACUCAUCUCGCCGUCUCUCUUUCCACACCCGCAUACAAAAUAUUAAAAAAAUGGAAAGAGUGACCCGAAACCCUAUGGUGAUGGGGUUUGGGGAACAACCGAUUUACAGAAACGUCCCGAAAACCGUCCUGAAGAAAAAACACACGAUAAUAGAUGAGAAUGCCCUCGUGUGGAAAAGUCAACACCAAAAAAAACAUGCGUGUUCUCCGACCAACCACACCACAACAGAUCUCCCCCUCCCCCCUCAUCUCCCAUCAGGAUGUCCAUGUACCUAUCCCAAACACCACUGCCACCCGCAGGGCUCCUCUCCAUCUCCGUCACUGCCGCCCUCACAGGGCAGCCACGCCGGCAAUGACACCAGCCAGGAGGCCAGGGACCGUGAGGCCGCCGGCGCCGGCCGUGACGUAGGUGGGCUUGGCCGGGGCGGGCGCCCAGGUGCCGGUGGCCGGCGGCGGCGGGGCCGG
Messenger RNA from Diaporthe batatas, 3209 nucleotides. RefSeq lists its product as uncharacterized. The record is from RefSeq and is a predicted model, not a curated record. Bases 539 to 1969 code for a protein of 476 amino acids. The transcript has a single exon. NCBI's taxonomy places the organism in Eukaryota, Fungi, Ascomycota, Sordariomycetes, Diaporthales, Diaporthaceae.